Molecule: messenger RNA, 1302 nt
Organism: Symbiodinium necroappetens
Lineage: Eukaryota; Dinophyceae; Suessiales; Symbiodiniaceae
Source: the annotation of a GenBank genome assembly
AUGGUUGUCCCCGAAGGCUAUGUGCCCGUCGUCGCCUUUAAAUUCUGUCCACCCUCAGGGAUCUUUUUUCAGCUUGGCAUGUACCUUUUCGACGGCGUGAACGAUAUUCUGCAGAUCGGCACUUUUCUACUCCACAGAGAUUGGUGGUUUGCAGGAUUCAUGACCCUAUUUGUCCUCGUCAACCUAGCAGCCACAAUCUUCGAAAUGGAGGCGCAAAGCAAGCUGAAACGGUUCGAUCCGCUGGGUGAAGCCCGACUCUGUGUGGCUCGGGGAGUGCUCACCGAUGCUUGGGAGAUGAUGCUCUCCUGUGAGAGGAACAUCGAAGCCCCCAGCACUGGACUCAUCGGGCCCUACGGCGCCUCUCUGCUCCAGCUGACACCGCUGCAGGCCGCUAGCUGCCUUUACGGGCUCUACUCCUCCGCCAAGGCCAUGGCCGAAGGCAGAAUGCAGGUCGAGGUGAAAACCGGCGCGGAUGCAGGUGCGAGUGCACUGAAAGCCGUUCGUCCAGUCAAGGCCGCCAUGCUCUCUGCCUGGUACUUGGGUGCCUUUGCGGCGGAGCUUGCUGCCUUCGCCGUGGCAAGCGCCGUCUUGCACCCCAUGAUCACGGUACCGGGCUACCUCCUGGGCGGCAUGGCGAACGGAGCAGCAGCGUGGUGGGCUGGAGCGCGGGAUUACGUCCAGACAGCUGCCACUACUUUCAUCACAGUGGUCUUUGCUAUGGUGGGUGAGCAGACGAAGAGCUUCUUCAAGACCAAGGCAUCCAUAGCAAAGGGCCCUGGCUUCAUUCCGGCCGCUUCCAUUCUGCUCCGACUCAUGGCCUGGACGGCCCUCUGCUUCCUCGAUCUCCCGAACGGUCUUUUGCCGCUCGGCUCACUCGGGAGGCCCAUGGGCCUGCCGGUGCUGCGGGAAAAAUUCCUGGAGCCGGCGGCUGCUUCGCAGAAAGCCUUAGCAUGUUUCACCUCCCAACUAUGGGUAUCCUUCAAGCCGGAGGCCAACGCGACCUCCAUGUCUUUGACGGAAGAGGUACAGUUUGGCGCAUGCAGCUGGCCGGCAGCCGGCGAGCUCAACAGUGCAUCCACCAUCUUCAACACCUGCUUGUUGUUGUUGGCCAUGGUUCUCAUUCCAAUACACCUGUGCAUCGUCGUCGGGAUGUUACUGUUAAAUCCCGUUUAUGCUUGUGAAGCUGACAACCUCCCGCUCAAGCAGGAGGUCGAGGCGAAGCAGCGUGAAAUCAACGCCUUCGCCACGCAGAACGAGCAAGCUGCUGGCCAGUAUGAGCUGCUGAGCUUUCUUCCGGAUUAG